Malus domestica (apple) is the source of this 3353-nucleotide messenger RNA. RefSeq names its product receptor-like protein EIX2. The record is from RefSeq and is a predicted model, not a curated record. NCBI's taxonomy places the organism in Eukaryota, Viridiplantae, Streptophyta, Magnoliopsida, Rosales, Rosaceae. Gene Ontology annotation, molecular function: protein binding.
UAGCACAUCCCUUUUUCUUUUCUCCAUCACACGACUUUUGUUGCAACUCCCCGAUCUACAUCGAUAAUCUAUUCCUAUAAAUUCGGGAAUUUAGUAGCUAAACAUCAUCACCACCAAAGCAUAGCAAAGAAAAUUGUGUGUAAUAAUAAUGGAUACCCACUAUCACCUCAGUAUUGCUCACUAUUUCCUUCUUUUUCUUUUAGCAUCUUCCUACAUGCAGAGUACUACUAAACUCUGUUUUUAGCCCGUGAUGAACUAUCAAGCAGUGUGAAAAAAAAUUUAUGCAUCGACGAAGAAAGACAAGCGCUUCUCAUCUUUAAACAACAUCUUGUAGAUCAUUCUGGCAGGCUUUCCUCUUGGGUGGGUCACGAUUGCUGUCGAUGGGUAGGAAUUUCAUGCAACAACCUCACCAGUCAUGUCGUGAAGAUGGACCUCCGGAAUCCAUAUCCUCCGUUGAUAGACGUCCGGAAUCCAGAUCCUGUGUUUCCCAUUAAUGAAGAGUGGACCAAGUCGGCUUAUGUAAAGUCUAGCUUGGGAGGUAAGAUAAAUGCUUCUCUGUUGAGCUUGAAACAUUUAAAUUACCUGGAUCUAAGCUAUAACUAUUUUGAUAGCAAUCAAAUUCCGAAGUUCUUUGGGGAGCUUAAAAGUUUGCAAUAUCUCAAUCUCUCACACGCAUCAUUUGGAGGAGAGAUUCCCCUUUCUCUUGGUAACCUGUCAAGCCUAAAUUUUCUUGAUCUCUCGUCAAAUUUUGACUUAUCUUCUAGAAGUUUGAAUUGGCUUUCUCGCCUCUCUUCCAUGAAAUACCUUGAUCUCGGAGGCAUUAACCUUAGCGGCACAGGAGUCAAUUGGGUGUAUGAUGUUAAUAUGCUUCCUUCAUUAUCAGAGUUACGCUUACCUUUGUGCUUCCAAAUUGAAAGCAGUCCAGUACUCUCACUACAGAGCAUUAAUCUGACAUCACUUUUGAUCCUUGAUUUGUCAGAUAAUAUGUUUACUUCUGCAUUUCCCAGCUGGCUUUUUAAUCUUACUAGCCUCAUAACACUUGAUAUAUCCAUCAAUAAUUUCAACGGUCCUUUUCCAAGUGAAUUUGCAAACUUCAAAUAUCUAGAACACCUUGAUUUAUCUGAAACAGGCUUAAAAGGUCGAAUUCCUAAAGUCAUUGGAAAUUUAUGCAAGCUAAAGUUCUUAAGUCUUUCCGACAACAAGUUUGAUGGGGGGAUUGAAGAGUUUUGGAGGAGUUUCUCAAAUUGUCCAAAUAAUUCACUAGAGUCACUAGAUUUGUCAAAUUGUGAGCUGAAAAGCCAACUGCCAGACUCUUUAGGUGUAUUAAAAUGUUUGCAGAGUCUCAAUCUCAUGGGUAAUAAUUUGUGGGGCUCAAUUCCAGAUUUCAUGGGAAACUUUUCAUCCUUGAAAAUAUUGGACCUCUCUGAUAAUAAUAUGACGGGCUCCAUUCCACAAAGUCUGGGACAACUUUCUCAACUAGUUUCCCUACAUCUGGCUGGUAAUUCAUGGGAAGGCAACCUAACGGAAGCCCAUUUCAUAAAUCUUACCCGAUUACAAGACUUUCAAUUAGGAUGUCAAGUAGGAAACAUAGACCGCCCCAUGUCCCUCAUUUUCGACGUGGCUUAUGAUUGGGUUCCUCCUUUUCAACUCCACAGAAUUGUGAUCACAAACUGUUGGGUAGGUCAUGGUUUUUGGAUCUGGCUUCAAUCUCAAACUGAACUAGUUGAUAUCUUCCUAAAUGGUAAUGGAAUCUCAGAUUCCAUACCAAAGGAAUGGUUGUUGAUGAUAUCAUCCCAACUCAUCUUUCUGGACUUGUCUAACAACCAAUUUCAUGGAAACCUUCCCUCACAUUUGAAAUUUCCAAGUCUAAAAUAUAUUGAUUUGAGUAGAAAUCAGUUAGAGGGCCUAAUUCCACAUUGGUGGUCCACUACUAUCUCCGUCUUUAAUCUUGGAAGCAAUCUAUUUUCUGGGUCAAUUCCCUCCAAUAUUGGCCUGAUGAUGCCCAAUUUGGGCACUUUAACUCUUUAUGAGAAUAAUUUGAGCGGCACUAUUCCUCCAUCUGUUUGGAACAUGCAACAAUUGUUAGUCUUGUCUCUAAGGAGAAAUCAAUUUUCUGGAGAAUUGCCUUGUGCAUUGAGUGUGGAGAGCAAACUGGUGUUUCUAGAUGUUGGUCUAAACAAUCUUUCUGGUAAUAUUCCCUCUUCAUUGGGGGUAUUAAGUUCACUGAAAUUAUUAAAGCUCAACAACAACAAUAUUGGAGGUGAAAUUCCUGAUUCCUUGCAAAAUUGUUCUAGUUUGAUGAGUAUUGAUCUUGGAGACAACAAGUUAUCCGGUAACAUACCUCUAUGGAUAGGAGGAUCGCAUGUACCCAUGUUGUCUAGGCUACUUUUACGGUCCAACUAUUUUAGUGGACAUAUUUCUCAGCAGUUGUGUAAUCUUCGGCAUCUUCAUAUCCUCGACCUUAGUUACAACAACCUUUCAGGUAUUAUUCCCAUGUGCUUGGGUGAUUUGAUUGCAUUGGUGAAUGGUUCAAAUGAAAUCACUUUUAGUCCUCUUGAGCAAGCCACACUGACACUAAAAGGAUUCAAAUAUGUGUACAACACGACUCUUGAUCUUGUAAAAAGCAUUGAUCUUUCAUUGAAUAAUUUACAAGGUGAAAUCCCUGAAGAAAUAAGCAGCCUCAUUCUAUUGGGAACCUUGAACUUGUCCAGGAAUAAAUUGACUGGAAACAUCCCCUCAAAGAUUGGAAACUUGCAUUGGCUCGAAACUCUUGAUCUCUCCCACAACCACCUCUCGGGACAGAUUCCUCAAAGCUUUUCAUCUUUAACAUCUUUGUCCCACUUGAACUUGUCAUGUAACAACUUGUCUGGAAGAAUUAUUUCGGGAAACCAGCUUCAAACGCUCGAUGAUUCGUCCAUUUAUACGGAAAAUCCAUUACUGUGUGGCGCUCCUCUCUCAACUAAGUGCUCUGGAGAUGACACUUUCCCACCUAAGGAUGCCGAAGACAAGGAUGAAGAUGGGAAUGACAAGUUGUGGUUCUAUGCCACUAUGGUACUUGGCUAUAUCGUGGGCUUUUGGGGUGUUUGCGGCACAUUGAUCUUAAAGACAUCAUGGAGGUAUGCAUAUUUUCAAUUCUUCGACAACAUCAAAGACAAGAUAGCACUAGCAAUUGCAUUGAAAGUGGCUCGUUUCCAAAGAAUGUUUUCUAAUGAUUGUACUGUAUAUAGGUGAUGUUUUUCCCUUUCUACUUUGUGUUUUUGGUAGUUGCAACUUAUGUAUUCAAGAAACGAAAUUCUGUCGUUCAAUAAAUAUUCCCACAAACAAUUAUGUAUUAGGCUGUAAUUAAUAAAAAG